AUGGCGGUUAACGUUCUAUUUUACGAACUUGCAAUUUCACUUUGGGAAGAUCCGUAUAUCGGAUUCCCAAUCGGAUCAAGAAUAAAACUUAGGGAUGGAAGGCAUUUGGCCUACAAAGAGCAUGGAGUCCCAAAAGAUAAUGCACAGCAUAAAAUAGUUUAUGUCCACGGUAUUGAUAAUUGCAGGCAUGAUGCUGUCGUUGCUGAAGCCAUGUCUCCGGAAACUGUGAAAGACUUGGGGAUCUAUGUUGUUACUUUUGACAGACCUGGUUAUGGAGAAAGUGACCCUAAUCCAAAGCGAACGGUGAAGAGCAUGGCUACAGAUAUAGAGGAGCUGGCUGACCAAUUGGGUUUAGGACACAGAUUUUAUGUAAUUGGUUUCUCCAUGGGUGGACAGGCACAGAUACUGAAACCAGCUCUGUUUAUAGAUUGUUGCAUCGCAAUGCGGUUGCUUCUUGGGGAUUGA
This is a messenger RNA of Malus domestica (apple), 465 nucleotides long. Lineage: Eukaryota; Viridiplantae; Streptophyta; Magnoliopsida; Rosales; Rosaceae. The record is from RefSeq and is a predicted model, not a curated record.